This is a messenger RNA of Punica granatum (pomegranate), 1096 nucleotides long. The record is from RefSeq and is a predicted model, not a curated record. NCBI's taxonomy places the organism in Eukaryota, Viridiplantae, Streptophyta, Magnoliopsida, Myrtales, Lythraceae.
UGGAGAUGGAGAUGGAGAUGGAGAAGAAGAGAGUGUGUGUGACUGGGGCGGGAGGCUUCGUAGCAUCGUGGGUAGUCAAGCUUCUCCUCUCUAAUGGUUACAUCGUCCACGGAACUGUUCGAAAACUGGGGGAUCAGAAGUAUGCUCACUUAAACAAGCUUGAAAGAGCACCGGCUAAUCUUAAACUCUUCAAGGCAGACUUGUUGGACUAUGACUCCCUCAGGCUGGCCAUCGCAGGAUGUGCCGGAGUCAUUCAUGUCGCCUGCCCGGUCCCUGCUUCUGCUCUCACCAAUCCAGAGGUGGAAAUGCUUGAACCAGCCAUAAAGGGGACACUCAAUGUUCUCAAGGCAUGCUCCGAAGCGAAAGUAAAGCGGACGGUCUACAUCUCUUCUAUCGCUGCUGUGAUGAUGAACCCCAAAUGGCCCAAGGACCGGGUGAUGGACGAGACUUGCUGGUCCGACAAGGAAUACUGCAGGGCCACUGAAAUUUGGUAUUACCUUGCCAAGACUGAAGCAGAAAGAGCCGCUUUUGAAUACGGGAAACAGCACCAGCUGGAUGUUGUUGCAGUUAAUCCAGGCUAUGUAUUUGGGCCGGUUCUGCAGCCUACCUUGAACACCAGCAGCUUGCUCCUAGUAAACUUUUUGAAGGGAAUAUAUAUUCAGACCGAGCCUGGUGAAGCGGAUUCCGUUCCCAACAUGUGCUGGAAUAUAGUGGAUGUGCGAGAUGUUGCCGCUGCAGUAUUAUUGGCAUAUGAGGAAUCCAAGGCAGAAGGCCGAUACAUUUGCGUGGCAGAGAAUAUCAUGACCGAUUAUUUGGUGAAGAAGCUGAGGAAUCUGUAUCCAGACUUAAGUUACUCAGAGAACUUCAUUGAGAGUAAAUACGCCUACAGGUUGAGCUCCGAGAAGCUGCAAAAACUGGGCUGGACUCACAGGCUGCUCGAGGAAACUCUAUUGGACUCCAUUGAGAGCUACCGAGAGGUAGCGGUUCUCGAUUAGUUAUGGAACUUCUCUAGUCUGCUGUGAAGUUUCAGAACACUUCUUUCACUGUUCAUUCCUAUAUGUUGCACUGAUAAUAACGACAGUUCAAAUGUUAGUGA